Molecule: messenger RNA, 7933 nt
Organism: Brassica napus (rape)
Lineage: Eukaryota; Viridiplantae; Streptophyta; Magnoliopsida; Brassicales; Brassicaceae
Product: oxysterol-binding protein-related protein 2A-like
Exons: 11
Coding region: 317-2548 (743 amino acids)
Cellular component (GO): intracellular membrane-bounded organelle; cytosol; membrane
Molecular function (GO): sterol binding
Source: RefSeq, a predicted model, not a curated record
UCAUAUAUAUACAUAAACAUACAUACACAAAUGAUAUAUACACAGACCUAUAUACAUAUGCUCUACAUAAGGCCUUUACAAUUGCGUUGAAGCUUACGCAGUCUCACAUUAAAGCAACAACCUUUCUCUCUCUCUGAUUCUCUUGUCUGAGAAAUCUCAGUUUCAGAGCUUCAGGUUCUUUAUUCUUCGUCGUCUUCUUCUUCUUCAAAUCUGCAUGCUCGAUCUAGACGAUGAAUGUGCGUCGGAGUUUUGUGAUCGGAGAUUAAAAGCUUUAAACCUUUCGGAGUGAUCGCAGAGAGAGAGAGAGAGAAAAACAAUGCGGGUGAAGGAGCUGCAUCCUCUCUGCUGCAUCACUCUGGAGAGUCCACAUGGGAUUGAUGAUAAUAACAGGCCGCCGGUGACGAAUUUUACUAGGUCGAGGAGUCUACCGGCGACGUCGUUAGCCGGUGGAUCCAACCGGAGGAAAGUGACAUCGGUUGGAUCGGAGUCGGUGGCUGGGAUCUUACACAAGUGGACCAACUUCGGCAAAGGAUGGAGAUCUAGAUGGUUCCUCCUCCGCAACGGAAUCUUGUCUUACUCCAAGAUCCGGCGACCGGAGAACUUGAAUCUUCUCUCUUCUUCGGAAGAUGUGAGGCUCAUUGGAGAUGUCUCCGCCGGUCGUCUCUCGAGGAUGGAUAGUUCCAGUGGUCGCCGGAAACCAAAGAAAACCGUCGGCAUUGUUCAUCUCAAGGUUCUUGAUUUGAUUCUUGAUUUUCAAAAGGUUUCUUCUUUCAGAGAAAGCAAGUCUGAAGAUAGAAAGUUCUAUAUAUUCACAGCUACUAAGACUCUUCAUCUGAGGACUGAUUCUAUAAGUGAUAGAGCAGCUUGGUUACAAGCUUUAGCAUCUACAAAAUGCAUUUUCCCUCUCCGGUCACUUAAUGGUGAUUUCUCCUUCACCUCACCAAUGGAUUUGUCCAUAUCAACCGAGAGACUAAAGAAACGGUUGCACGAAGAGGGAAUAAACGAUAAUCUUGUAAAAGAGUGCGAGCAGAUCAUGCUCUCAGAGUUUUCUGAAAUGUAUGAACAAGUCAAACUUCUACAUGAAGAACGGACCAAUUUGUUUGACGCAUUGAGACAGCUAGAGACAGCUAAUCUUGAAGCUGAAGCAUCAGGGAACGAUGACAAUGGCUACCAAUUAACUAAGCAUGGAUUUUCAAGCCUAGGACGUGGAAAAUAUAGUGAAUGCAGCACAACUGCUUCAUCUGAUGAUAAACAAGAGUUUGAGGAUGUGUCCGAGGAAGAUGAGCCUUCCUUCCAUGACACAAAGGAGUACUUUAAUGAACCUAAUGUUGGUUCUGGAUCCAAUGGAUACACUGAUAUAAAGAGAAGAACAAAACUUCCUGAUCCAGCUGAAAAAGAGAAAGGUGUCAGUCUUUGGUCUAUGAUCAAAGACAACGUUGGAAAAGAUCUCACCCGAGUUUGCCUCCCUGUGUAUUUCAAUGAACCAAUAUCGUCCCUUCAAAAGUGCUUUGAGGACUUGGAGUACUCGUAUCUUCUUGACCGAGCAUAUGAACAUGGAAAAUCUGGGAACGGUCUCUUAAGAGCUUUAAACGUUGCGGCUUUUGCUGUCUCUGGAUAUGCUUCCACUGAAGGCCGUCACUGUAAGCCAUUCAACCCUUUGCUUGGAGAAACCUAUGAAGCUGACUUUCCUGAAAAGGGGAUUCGUUUCUUCUCUGAAAAGGUCAGCCACCAUCCAACAGUUAUCGCCUGCCACUGUGAAGGUAAAGGGUGGAAGUUCUGGGCUGACACUAACCUCAAGUCAAAGUUUUGGGGGAGAUCUAUUCAAGUUGAACCUGUAGGAGUUUUGACUCUUGAGUUUGAUGAUGGAGAAGUAUUUCAAUGGAGCAAGGUAACAUCAACUAUAUACAAUAUCAUACUAGGUAAACUCUACUGUGAUCAUCAUGGUGUGAUGCAAAUCCGUGGGAACCGCCAAUAUUCUUGUACCCUCAAGUUUAAGGAGCAAUCCAUUCUUGAGAGGAAUCCUCAUCAGGUAAAUGGUUAUGUAGAAGACGUGUCUGGCAAGAAAGCUGCAAUGGUGUUUGGUAAAUGGGAUGAUAGCCUUUACUAUGUUGCUGGUGAUGGAGUCAGCAAGACGAAAGUCAGUGAUCCCGCAUCAAAUGCCUUGUUACUAUGGAGAAGGACCAAACCACCGCCUAAUGUAACUAGAUACAACUUAACCUCAUUUGCCAUUACCAUGAACGAGUUAACACCUGGUUUGGAGGAGAUGCUUCCUCCCACGGACUCUAGGCUCAGACCAGAUCAACGGCAUCUAGAGAAUGGUGAAUAUGAGAAGGCAAACUUAGAGAAACAACGGUUAGAAAGAAGGCAAAGAAUGUCACGGCAACUUCAGGAAAGCGGGUGGAGACCGAGAUGGUUCGAGAAACAAGGAGAAAGUGAAACUUUCAAGUACACAGGAGGUUACUGGGAAGCACGAGGACGCAGGACUUGGUAUGAUUGUCCCAACAUCUUCGGUGAGUUCACAGAAGAGCAGCUAGCUGAUUCUGCUUAAAAAGAAACCUUCUAAGCUUCAUUUCCAGUUUGGUCUUCGCAGUGGAAUCCGAGAUCAUCUUCACAGGAGUGGUAAAACUGUUUUCAUUCACAAGCAUUACAAACAUCAAAAACCAGCUACCGAAGAAAGCAAUGAUUCCAGGUGUUUGUAGGAAAACGUAUGAGGGCCAAGGUUGAAGAGCAUUAGAAAAAGGAAGAUCGUAUACGUAACCUUGAUGACAAAACUCUAGCUUGGUAUAAAGAGUUUUCUUAUUUCAUAUCGUCAUAGGCGUUUGCCUUUUAUACAUAGUUGACCUAAUACAAGUUUAGUUAAUUUGCCUAUACAUCCUUAUAUAAAGAGUUAUUACAAACAAGGUCAUAACUCUCUCAAUACCCCCCUCAAGUUGGAGUGUGUAGAUCACAAACACCCAACUUGGAGAGAAAAGCUUCGAACUCCUUGCGUCCUAGAGCUUUUGUAAGGAUGUCUGCAAGUUGAGUAGUUGUCGAAACACGUUUAGGAGUUAUCACUCCUCGUAGUAUCUCAUCACGUAUAAAGUGACACUCCUUGCCAAUAUGCUUUGUUUGCUCAUGAAAAACUGGGUUCUUGCUCAAAUAGAUAGCUGACAUACUGUCGCAAUGAAGUGUAACCGACGCAGAACAAUCCACUCCAAGAGUGUCUAACAGAGCACGUAGCCAUAUAAUCUCACUUACUGUAUCUGCCAUAACGCGAUAUUCAGCUUCUGCUGAUGACCGCGAGACACGAUCCUGUUUGCGUGUUUUCUAAGACACCGGAGAGCUACCAAGCUGAAUAAACCAAGCAGUAAGAGACCGACGGCUAGAAGAACAAGCUGCCCAAUCAGAAUCACACCAAGCCGACAAACGAAGAUCAGAGUCAGAACGUAGCAAGAUACCCUGCCCCGGAUUGCCUUUCAGAUAUCGUACAACACGUAGUGCAGCAUCCCAAUGCUCAGUAGUCGGUUUAUGCAUAAAUUGCGAUAGACAGUGAAUGGCAUAUGAGAGGUCGGGACGAGUUACUCCAAGAUAUAUCAGUCGACCAACCAGUCGCCGGUAUUCUGAUGGAUUUGGUAAGAGGUCUGCUUCCGACUUCCCCAGCUGAUGAUUCUGUUCGAUAGGAUGAGAAGCUGGUUUGGCGCCAAGUAGACCAGAAUCUGCGAUGAUGUCAAGUACAUACUUACGUUGACAUAGAUAAAUCCCAGUCGGGUUUCGAGAAUUCCCAAAAAAUAUUUCAGAUGACCAAGAUCCUUCAUAUGAAAACAUGAGCUUAAAUAUUCUUUAAAUGCUUGUAUUGCUGCAGGAGAGCUCCCAGAGAUGAGUAAAUCAUCCACAUAGACGAGAACAUGAAGUCGGAUCUCACCCUCGACAAACGUGAAUAACGAGUAAUCUGAGACAUCCUGAAUGAAACCAUACGUUUUCAGAGAUUCAGAGAGCUUAGCGAACCAACAUCGAGGUGCCUGACGAAGCCCAUAAAGAGACUUAUGUAGACGACAUACUUGUGUCGUAUCAGGAGUUCGAAACCCGGGUGGGAAUUUGAUGUACACUUCUUCAUCCAAAUCCCCAUGUAAGAACGCGUUAUGGACGUCCAUUUGAUGGAUUUCCCAAUCACGUGAGGCGGCAACUUGUAGGAAAGAUCGGACAGUGACCAUCUUGCACACAGGUGCGAAAGUUUCUUCGUAAUCUAUACCUUCUGUCUGAUUAUUUCCGAGAACAACCAGUCGCGCCUUAUAUCGUUCAAUAGUCCCAUCAGCGCGAUAUUUAAUAGUGAAAACCCACUUGCAGCCUAAUGCUUUCUUACCAGCUGGUAACGUCACCACCGUCCAAGUACCUCUUUCUUCCAAGGCAUCAAUCUCGUUUCCAACUGCUCCACGCCAUCUCUCAUCAGUAAAGGCUUCAGCAUAAGACUUAGGGAUCUCACCAGAUGUAAUAGCGGCAAGAAAAGCCUGAUGAGCUGGAGAAAAACGAGAAGAAUCAAUAUAAUCAUCAAUCGGGUACCAAGACGACUCAGUGAAGUCACUGUCUGAUCCAGCAAGAGUCGUAUGUAUAACAUAGUCAUGUAGACGUGUAGACGGAAUUUUAUUCCGAUGGCCUCUGCCAAGUUCUGGCGCAUCGAUGUUCUGAGGUGACGAUGAAUCAGAGGAUAUGUCUGCAGCCACUGUUGGCGUCUGCAAGGACUCGGGAGAAGACAAAGGUGAAUUAUCUUGCUCAGGUUGUGAUGGAGAUUUUGAUCUAGGUGUACAGGAGAGAUCAUUACUGUUGUGGGGUUCAGAUGGAGGAACCAGUGUAGAUGGAGUUAUUGCAGGAGAGAUAGGGACCGGCAACGACUCAACUGGAACAGAAGAACCAGAAGUGGAACAAUCAAGCAGGGGAUGAUCAUCCUCGAAACUAGUUGGUUGUGAUGUCAACGGAGAUGGCGUAGAAGAAGACUUAUCCGUGAUUUGAUUUGCAAAUGGGAACUCAUUUUCCUUGAAAAUCACAUCACGAGAUGUAGAGAUCCUGCCAGAAUCAAGAUCAUACACAAGCCAGCCUUUCUGUCCAAAUGGAUAUCCAAUGAAAGCAGAACGAGUACCACGAGGAGCAAAUUUGUCCCCUCCAUGUCUCUGAUUAUGAACAUAACAUAAACUGCCAAAGACUCGCAGAUGCUCGAGUGGAGGAGGUCGCGAAUACAGAAGCUCGUACGGUGAUUUUCCUUUGAGAAUAGCCGUUGGUGUGCGAUUAAUCAAAUAGCACGCUGCAAGUACACAAUAUCCCCAAAAUUCAACAGGAAGGUUUGCUUGAAACCGAAGUGCUCUCGAGACAUUCAGAAUAUGUCUAUGUUUCCGCUCAGCCCUACCAUUUUUCUGUGGCGUGCCAACGCAAGAAGUUUCGUGGACAAUCCCUUUGUCUUUAAAGAAGUCUCGUAAGGCAACAAACUCAGUACCAUUGUCGCUACGAAGAAUCUUUACCUUACGUUCGAAUUGUCUUUCAACAAAUGCGAUGAAGUUUUUGAGAGUAGUCAUCGUUUUUGAUUUAUCCGGUAACAAAUAGAUCCAUAAAGCUCGUGAAAAAUCAUCAACAAUAGUGAGGAAGUAGCGUGAUCCACAUAAAGCUUGUGUCCGGUAAGGACCCCAUAGAUCACAAUGAACUAACUCAAAAACCUCAGUAGUUUUAUUAAUGCUUAUAGGAAAAGGAUCUCUGGAUUGUUUUGCUCGAAUACAAAUAUCGCAAGACUUCGAAUCAAAAGACAAAUUACUAGUAGAAUUGGGAAAACGCAUCAUCUCCAUUGCGGUAGAAGCUGGAUGUCCAAACCUGCGAUGCCACACUUCCAUUGCCGGUAUGGUCUGGACUUGUGUCACCGCUGCAACAGCCACUCCACAAAAGAAAUACAAUCCAUUGAGCUUCUUACCCGCUCCAAUCAGGGUUUGAGUGAUGCGGUCCUGAACAACACAAAUUCUAUCAGACAUCUGGACGAUACAGCCAUUAUCUUUAGCUAGCUGAGAAACAGAAAUAAGGUGACAAUCCAAUCCUUCAACAAGGAAAACGUUAAUCAUCUGUAGCUGAGAACCAAGAAAAACUUUUCCUUGUCGAUUUGUAGUAGUAAAUCGACCAUCAGGGAGUUUUAUACGCAUGGGAGCCAUAUCACAGAUAUCCGUAAGAAACUCGAGAGUCCCAGUCAUGUGAUUCGAGGCUCCAGAAUCGAUAAUCCAAGAUCCAGAAAAGUACAUACCUGAUAAGUGAUCAUAACCACCAGAAUUACGCUCGUUAAGCAUGUGAACAAGCGUCCUCCAUUGUUGAUCAUUCAGCCCUGUGAAGCCCACACGAUCAGCAUCAGUGAUGGCAGUCAUUGCUGAUGAAACCGGAGCCGUUGCAAGCAUCUGAUUCGCUCGUGCUUGUUCUGGACGACGUGUUGAUAAUGAGUUUUGAGGUGCAGAUUGCGAAGGAACAGAAUGCGAAGAACCAGAAGAUGUCCUGCGAUCGGGUUGUGUGGUUUGAGGUGGCUCACGAUAUCGACUUCCCCACCAGGUUGGAUAUCCAAUCUUGCGAAAACAGUUUUGCGCCAGAUGUCCAGUUCUCCCAGACAAAGUACACAGCGCCGAAGGAUCUUUGAGUUCAACUUGAUGACGUGGGCGAGAAGCUGAUGGUGCAGUCUGCAUUGCGAAACUCGCAGCUUCAGGACGUUCUUCUGUCAUGCGACUUCCACGUUUUGAUUCCUCAUCUUGCACGACAACCUGAUAGGCCUCAUCCAGUGAAGGCAAUGGAUCACGCGAGAGCAGAGAGGAUUUCACAGCACUGAACAGAUUCUCGUCAAGUCCCAUCAAGAACUGAUGAAGUUUAUCUUCUUCACGUUCCUUAGCAAUUUCUUCUGCGGUUUUUGCCCUUUGAAAAUCAGCCAAACUCGUCCAAAGUUUCGUCAACUUUCCAUAGUACGCUUCUACGGCUGAACCCUUCUGGUGACAGUUUGCAAGUUCAGUCUUAAUUCUCUGUACUCGCUGUCCGUUUCUCACCGAAAAACGCUUCUGAAUAUGCAUCCAUAGAUCAUGAGCAACCUCAUGAUGUGAUAACAAACUGCUCAGAUCUGGAGCUAUGGUGAGUUUAAUCCACGAGACAACCAUGGCAUUAUUUGCCCACCAAUCAUCAAUAUCAUCCGAGUCAUCAUCAGGCUUGGGAAUACUACCAUCUGCAAAGCCAAACUUUUUCCUUGCCCGUAAAGCAAGUCGAAUGUUCAAGGACCAUUCAUCAUAAUUCGAUCCUCGAAGCUGUGGUUGAGAGAUGAUAGAUCCAGGGUUAUCGCUUGACGAUAGAUCAUAAGGAGUAAUCCUUCGCCUAGUUUGUGUUCGAGGCGUGGACGUGAGAGUCGAACCAUCCUUGGUUCCACUAGAAUCUUCUCCAGUCAUAGUCGUGGCUCGAAGAGUAUCUUGAUAGAGAGAUCAAGAACACUAGAUGAAAGGAAUGAAGAUAGAAACAGAUCAAGAAUCGAAGACCUAAAAUUUUAGGUUAUAGCUCUGAUACCAUGACAAAACUCUAGCUUGGUAUAAAGAGUUUUCUUAUUUCAUAUCGUCAUAGGCGUUUGCCUUUUAUACAUAGUUGACCUAAUACAAGUUUAGUUAAUUUGCCUAUACAUCCUUAUAUAAAGAGUUAUUACAAACAAGGUCAUAACUCUCUAAAUACUUGAGGAAGAUAACAACCCCUUUAACAUGCAUAAAUGUAACCAUAACACCCAGUAGAAUGUAUUGGAGUUUGAAGUUUGGCGGUAACCAACGGAGUGGAUAAGAAGUUGUGUAAGUUUCUAUAUUUCAGGAACGUUGUUGUAACAGAGUAUUAGAUAGUUGUAGAUACUCCUAGAUUAUCUGAGUCUGAGUCGUAUAUAUGUAAAGCACGUAUGCAAUUAAUAAUAUACAAAAAUUUCCAUAGA